Nymphaea colorata (pocket water lily) is the source of this 1218-nucleotide messenger RNA. Its product is annotated as S-type anion channel SLAH4-like. Lineage: Eukaryota; Viridiplantae; Streptophyta; Magnoliopsida; Nymphaeales; Nymphaeaceae. Bases 1 to 1218 code for a protein of 405 amino acids. Gene Ontology annotation, cellular component: membrane. The record is from RefSeq and is a predicted model, not a curated record. The transcript has 3 exons. Gene Ontology annotation, molecular function: voltage-gated monoatomic anion channel activity. Gene Ontology annotation, biological process: intracellular monoatomic ion homeostasis; transmembrane transport.
AUGGACAGAAAGCGAGGGACUACUGGUCAGUCACCUUCUCCAUUCUUGGCAAGGUUUCACGCAGACAUCUUCAUGGCCUCCAUGGCCCUCGCCGGCCAAGCUGUCCUUUGGAGGACGAUGAACUCCAUAUCCUUCUACGAUCCAUGGCCUCCCAUCUUCAACUCCGUCGUAGAGAGGUACUCCUGGCUGCUGGCCGCUCUCGCUCUCUCCUCCUCCUUCCUCUUAUACAUCCUCAAAUAUAUAUUCUACUCCAACAUUGUCAAGGUCGAUUUCCUCCACCCCUUCUGGGUGAACUACCUCUUUACGCCAUGGAUUUCCGCCAUCUUGCUCCUUCGGUGCAUCCUAAUCCCUGCCUCCAUACAAGACCGAUAUUGGAGGCUGGGCAUUAGAUUAGAGGGAACCAAUUUCUUCAACUGGGUCCAUUUGGGCAGAGUCAUCUCGAUGGCCCUUUGGGGCUCCUUCACCUUGCCUGUGCUUCUGCUGCAGUUCAACAUCUAUGGCCAGUCGUUCACCAAGGACAAGCAAAUCUUGGCGGCCAUAGCGACCCCUUCCACCCACCUCUCCAUGAUCGGCCACUUCGCUGCAGCUCAGACCGCCGCCGACCUCUCCUUGCCACAAAUCAGUCUGUUUUUAUUUUCCAUCGGCAUCAUGCAUUGUGUUGUGGUGUUUAUUGCAUUGUAUCAGCGCCUAUCAAGCGUCAGGUCCAUCACGAUCCAACUACGACCAGCGUCCUUCUUGUCGAUCGCUGCACCGAGCGUGGCGUCUGUUGCAUGGGAGUCGAUCUCGGGCUACUUCGGCGCCGGCUGCAAGAUGUUGUACUUCCUCUCCCUCUUCCUCUUCACAUCGCUAAUGGUCACGCCACCGCUUUUUCAGAAUUCGAUGAAGAAGUUCAGUUUUGCAUGGUGGGCUUAUUCCUUCCCUGUGACGAUGCUUGCACUCUCAUCGGCCUCAUAUGCGAAGGCAACAGACACCGUCUUAGCUCAUCAAAUUAGAAGGGUCCUGUCUAUGGCUUCGCUGUUUGUCACCCUCGUCUUGCUUCUGCUCUCGAUUGUUUUCGGGAAAGCUGGAUCUUCACCUCAGGUUCCUCUACUUCUCCCACAGUCUGCACAAGCUGUUGCUCUUCCUCCUCAUCCCUUGGUUCUCCCUGUGUUGAGGCGAAAAAGAGGAGUCUCGCUCGCUUCACUUUCCAUGUUCAAUUUGCCGCCGCUCGAGGAGUGA